UAGGCUUUCUGUUUCUUACCUUGCUUGCCUUUUCAAAUGGUUCUGUCCGUCAUCUCGCAGGCAUUGAUCUUAGAUCUGAAGAGUGACCGUUCAUGGCAGAGAAAGAGUAGAGAUUCUCAAAUUUUCUAAACUUGCGACUGGAGUAAAUGGAUGGAAAAAAGAAGAAAGGCAAGAAGAAGAAAGGAAACCACAGCAAUGUCAGUGGUUCCAUAUUCAGUGCAGAUUUUAAUCAAACCAAAUCGGAUGUCUCUUUAUCCAACGCAGACUUUUUGCCAGAUGAUCAUCGUGAUGCUGCCCCAGUGCUGAACCAUUACAGCGAGGCUCCAUGUAAUGCAGACAGUCCAAUUGUUGGAGUUUCAGAAUCAGAAGUGGACCAGGAGAAACGUAAAAACCUUGAAGCAAAAUGUUUUGACUUGCAAGAAGAAAUAAACAUACUUAGAGUUGAAAAGAACAUAUGGUCACAGAAAGAGGGUAGCUUUGAGGAAAGAAUAAAACUCCUUCAAAAUGAACUAAACUCUUGCAUUCAGAAGGAGGCUAGAUUAGAGGAAAAAAUGGAUGAUCUACAAAGUAAAAGUGCUGUGCUGACGGGUAGAUUGGAGGAAAGAAUAAAAUUGCUUCAACAUGAAAUGGACUCUUGCAUUCAGAAAGAGAGUUCAAUCAAAGAAGUGGUGUCUAGAUUGGGUGAUGCUAAUGAAGGGUUGCAAUUGCAGGUAAAGGAGCUCGAAGAUUCUAGAGACAGCCUUGCUCAAGAAAAUAAACAGCUGACUGAUAACAUGUCAACGUUGGAGUCUCGCAUACAGCACCUCGAGGUGGCUGCCUCUCUCUACGCUUCUUCCGAGAUCCAUGUCGAGGAAAAAUGGACUCCAAAAUCCGUCGAAGCUUCAAUGAAGCCAGAUAUACUGAACGACGAAGGUUCGGAGAAGGCAUCUUAUCUUGUUGGGACUGCUGACAAUCUCCCUAGUGAAAAUACCAUGAAGCACUCAUCUACUGAUCAUGCAUCAGUGUUUCCCAAAAGCACACUCAAAUUUAACGAAACAAUCAAGACCAAAACAAAGCCCAACGAGAAUCUUAAUGUAAAUGGCGCCGAGGACUUGGGGUCUGUGGCGCAAUUACGACAAUUACAAGGUCUUGGAUUGGAUGAUUCUAGAAUAAGUGCAGAUGUGGUUUCAGUCCCAUUGGAUGACAUUAUUGUGGAGUUGAAGCCUGCAGCUGAGAAGAUAGAAACAGAGCCUGUAGUUCCUCUUUCUGAUGCUCCUCUAAUAGGAGCUCCAUUUCGACUUAUUUCCUUUGUAGCUAGGUUUGUGAGUGGUUCAGAUCUGGUUGACAAGGAAAAACCGAAAGAAAAUCGCUGAAGUUAUUUGGAAGUUGGAACUUGCAGAUUUUGUUUUUUUUGGAGAAGUUUGCAUACACACCACAUGAUUUUUAUGCAUUUACAUAUUCAACCCCUAAAGUUGACAUUUGUAUUUAUGGAACUUUGGUGUCUUAAACCAAUGUAAUGAAAAGUUACAUUCACUUUUGAAAGGAUAGUUAUGUUGAUGAAAGAUUU
Phalaenopsis equestris is the source of this 1546-nucleotide messenger RNA. RefSeq lists its product as uncharacterized. The transcript is spliced from 10 exons. Bases 147 to 1352 code for a protein of 401 amino acids. Lineage: Eukaryota; Viridiplantae; Streptophyta; Magnoliopsida; Asparagales; Orchidaceae. The record is from RefSeq and is a predicted model, not a curated record.